This is a messenger RNA of Trichobilharzia szidati, 762 nucleotides long. The record is from the annotation of a GenBank genome assembly. NCBI's taxonomy places the organism in Eukaryota, Metazoa, Platyhelminthes, Trematoda, Strigeidida, Schistosomatidae.
GGUUAAGUCUGAAGGAUGACCUUUAUCAGGGCAUUAUAUAUAUUUCGUGCGUUUAAUCCUAUUUGUAAUACCUUCAAAAUGUCUUCUACUAAUGGUACUACAAAUUCAAUAUACGAUUUCUCUGCAAAAGAUAUUGAUGGUAAUGAAGUUUCUCUAGAAAAAUACCGUGGUCAUGUAUGCCUCAUAGUCAACGUUGCUUGCAAGUGAGGUGCAACUGACAAGAAUUAUCGCCAACUCCAGAUGAUGCACACUCAACUGGUUGGCAAAGGUCUCCGUAUUUUAGCCUUCCCAUGUAAUCAGUUCGGUAGUCAGGAACCAUGGCCUGAAGCUGAAAUUAAAAAGUUUGUAACUGAAAAGUAUGGUGUUGAGUUUGAUAUGUUCUCAAAAAUCAAUGUGAACGGGCCUAAUGCUCAUCCCCUCUAUAAAUUUUUAAAAAGUAGACUUGAGGGUACACUUACAAAUUCUAUUAAAUGGAACUUCUCAAAAUUUUUAGUAGAUCGUGAAGGUCAACCAGUUAAGAGAUAUUCUCCUACAACUGCUCCAAUUGAUAUCGAAGGUGAUAUUUUGGAGCUGUUAGAAAAGAAGUAAUCAAGCGGCAGCAUUUCAAGCUAAUUGUACAGUUUUUCACCUUGAUGACGAUGGCAAUCUCAAAUAUUUCCCUGAUAGUCAUCCGAUGAAAUCAGUUUUGUGUGCAGCUGAUGAUAGUGAAAUUCUGUUUUCAUUUAGCUUAUUUGUACCCUUGAUAAAUACUUCGAAAAGUAA